AUGGAUACCAGCGACGCCUAUCGACAGGCGCUGGAACGAUCGACGACGCUUGAUACUCCAACGGAAUGGGCAGAUGAAAGUCACGAUGUUCCAGUGGCGCGUGGUAUCAACCGGGCUGGUUGCGAGCAAUGGCUCCGUGACAUGUGUUUCCCCGCCGACGACGCGACGUGGAAUCGCAUCAAGAUGAAAUGGAUCAGUUUUCUGUCCGCAACAAGCAUGAUGCCCGAUGUGGCACUGGCGCCGAACCGCAAAGCCGUUCAAUUCACCUCUGGUGAUGGGCGCCUUGUCGACAGCAUAGAAAAAAGGUUCUCCACAGACCGCUUCCACCGAAAGGUCGUGCAGGCGUCCUUUUGGGCAGACUCGGGCUUGGAAGGCCUAGAGGCGCUCGCAGAGCGGUGGCCAGGGAUCGCGUGGACGGCGCUCAAUGCCGCAGACGAGGGGAGGAGAGGCCAGGAGUUCCAGACACUGGCGGCGAUCUGGGAUCUGGGAAGGCGUCGACGGUACCAGGCGUGUGACGAGCAUGUGGGUUUCCUACUGUAUUGCCACGAGGAUGGUGCUCUUCAUGACCUAGGCCUACAGCUGGACCAAGACCAACAAGACGAUCUUAUCGACCUGGAGCAGGGGGUGUCCGUGUCCAUGAUGGAGCAGAGAACUCUGCGAUGGAAUAAGCCCAGUGCUCUUGACGGGGUCUGGGCCGUAACGGAACAGCUCCUAGUGAAAGCCAUGAACAGGAGAGGGUCGACGGCGCAAAACAACCCGCUGCUGUGGUGGGUAGCGAUCAUGACCAAGUCGGCACUGGAAGGCGGUACCGACUUCAUCAGCAGCGGCAGGUUCAACAUGAACCCAAUGCCCAUGGACCUGGACCUCCGUGGCCGAGCAGAGGCAUUGGUACACUACGGCAAGAUCUUGAUGCUGAAUACUGCAUUUAUUUCGUGGAAUCCGGACCGGGAUUCAUUUGCGGAGGUCGAAGGGGACUUGAAUCUAGUCGACAACGAGUGGCUGAACGUGGAGGUAUCUCAUCAUCUCGACGUAUCCCCUAUUCUCAAGGUCCGUAAUAUAAUGUACAGCUAUACUCACAAGCUCUCAAGAAAGCAGCCGUGUACCAGACGUGGAUGA
Molecule: messenger RNA, 1116 nt
Organism: Verticillium alfalfae VaMs.102
Lineage: Eukaryota; Fungi; Ascomycota; Sordariomycetes; Glomerellales; Plectosphaerellaceae
Exons: 1
Coding region: 1-1116 (371 amino acids)
Source: RefSeq, a predicted model, not a curated record